AACUGUCCUCCUACCUGCAUAAGACUUCUGUCAACGUCUCCUUGUGUAUAUCAUUCGCAUGCGUUCUUCCGCAUAAGGUGUCAUUAGAGCUCACCUAUCGCGUGGGAUUUCAACAGCGCAGUCAAGGAAGCACCGAUAUACAACCCCGACUCCAGUCUCGGAAUGGCAAUUCAAUAACUCGGCUCGAAAUGGGCAUCCUUUGUCGUAUUUGUAUGUAUACCCUCUUCUAUCCUUUUGCCGGUAUUACCGAGGCGACCCACUGGCAAGGCUGAUGAUUGAAAUUCUUGGCGGCGAUCAAAACAUCCAUCACCAUGGCGUACACGUACGCGUUGAUCUCAAAAGAUAUCACAAGAGUCGGCUGCAGCUAGAGUCACCGGUCAACUCAAAAAAUCUCAAACCUUCUCAUCGACUCGGGCUUCUAUACUCUACUUCCAGCUGGUUCUAUGGCACCCUUCUUUUGCUUUCACCGCGACUCAGCAGACUUAAUGCUUCACCCCCUGUCUGUCAGCAUUCAUUUGAAUUUCCAACUUAUAGGCCGACCGGGGAUCAAAGAAACGUUUGGCCAGCUCUUCUAGACUUCAGUCUGUCAGACACCACGAAAUCCAUCGCUGUACAAUACUCAAUAUGUCCGGGCUUCAAAGCCUUCAGGCCUUCAGGCUCUAGAAUCUAGGUUCCAAGACUCUUGGAAUAUCUGGUCCGGCUUCUUAAGGUAGUAAAUCUGGGAAACUUGACAUCUCGACGUUUUAACUAACCGUGCUGCUUCUUUUUUCUUUCUUUAUUCUGUUCUCCUUGUCAUUUGGUUCUUGCAAGUACUCUGGCGGUACUUUAUGCGUUACGAAGGACCCUCCCACGUACAGGACCCUCGUGCUGCAACGCCUGGCAUCUUGGAACAAACAGUAGCUACUCAACGCUCAGGCCUCAGGCUUCAGAUCUCAGCCCGUCCCACAGUCGUACCAUGCACACAACAACAUUUCACUUUGCGCAACUCGAUUCUGACAUCCAGCGGAUAGGAGGGACGCGGUCCGUGGAUCUGUAUUUCGAAUGUAAUUGAUGUGUUGACAGUUUCCCCGAGGAUAUGUGUGGUGUUUAAUGCUCUAGGAGCGCGUUCUGGCGCAUGUUGCUCUGCGUACGGUGAGUAUUGUACAGACACUGUGUACAUUUAAAUUAUCAAACACCUGCGCCCGCACCAUUACACGUAGAGGAAAUGCCAAACGGGAACCGCACGUAGAAAUAUACAUUCAGCGCAUUU
Molecule: messenger RNA, 1249 nt
Organism: Somion occarium
Lineage: Eukaryota; Fungi; Basidiomycota; Agaricomycetes; Polyporales; Cerrenaceae
Source: the annotation of a GenBank genome assembly